CGCGGCCAAGCCCCGAGGAGACCGAUGGCGGAAGCGGCCCUUAACACGAUCCGGAAGCUCGAGGCCAACAAGGCCUGCGCCAACUGCGACGCGGUCGCCAAGUUUGGCCACUCGAACAUCUGCGAGAAGUUCAAGACGUUCGUCUGCAACAACUGCAAGAGCGCGCACCAGAGCUACAGCCACCGCGUCAAAAGCGUGACCAUGUCCAAUUGGACGAAAGACGAGGUCGAUGCGCUCAAGGAAGAGAACGGCGGCGGCAACGCGGUCGCGCGCCGGACGUGGCUCGGCGCCUACGAAGACGGCCGCUCGAUGCGCAAGCCGACCGAGUCGGACCACGUCGAUGUCUUCAAGCGCUUUAUCAACACCGUGUACAACGACCGCGCCUUUUACGCCGAGGGCGCGCCCAGCCGUACGCCAGCGCCAUCGUCGUCGAACGCGUCGUCCGCCUCGACUCGGAAAGCAAAGGAAACUCCUGCGGCGCCAAGCGCCGACCUGCUCGGUUUCUCGCCGCCGCCGACGCCGGCAUUCGAAGCGUCGUUCGAAGCCUUCUCGGCCCCGGUGGCACCCGCGUCCUUUGAAGCGUUUUCGGCGCCAGUCAAGCCGCAGGUCGCGUCACCGACGUUUGACGCGUUCUCUGCGCCCGUCGCUCCGGCACCGUCGUCGACGGCUUCGUUCGAUCCGUUUGGCUUUUCGGCUGCGCCAUCGUCGUCGGCGUCGUUUUCGCCGGCACCGCCGUCGCUCUUCAACGCACCAAGCAGUACUGCUACCACCACCACCAACAACAACGGUGGUCACUGGUCAGCGUUCCAAGGCGCGCCGGCCGCCGACCCAUUUGCCGUUGCGAUGCCCCCGUCGCUCAACGCGGCGGGCAUGCCGACGGCAUUUCCGACUGCGCCCGUGCAACUGUCGGGGCCGCCGUCGGGUGGCCAUAGCAUCAGCUCGCUCUUGGACCCGACCAUGGUGGCCCACCCCCACGCCGCCUACGGCCCACCGCACGCGUCGUACGGCCAAGGGUACCCGUCGCAACCGACCGGCUACGGCUACAACAACGUCCCUGCGCAAGGCUAUGGCCAGCCCCAACAGCAGCAGCAAGGGUACGCGCAGAGCUACGGCGCACCCAAGGCCGGCGGUCGGGAUCCGUUUGCAGGACUUGCAUUCAACUAAACGAAUGUACAGUACGA
Messenger RNA from Saprolegnia parasitica CBS 223.65, 1181 nucleotides. RefSeq lists its product as hypothetical. The transcript has 4 exons. The coding region runs from base 25 to 1164 and encodes 379 amino acids. Lineage: Eukaryota; Oomycota; Saprolegniomycetes; Saprolegniales; Saprolegniaceae. Gene Ontology annotation, molecular function: GTPase activator activity. The record is from RefSeq and is a predicted model, not a curated record.